Molecule: messenger RNA, 2064 nt
Organism: Coffea eugenioides
Lineage: Eukaryota; Viridiplantae; Streptophyta; Magnoliopsida; Gentianales; Rubiaceae
Product: ubiquitination network signaling protein acrB
Exons: 14
Coding region: 332-1702 (456 amino acids)
Source: RefSeq, a predicted model, not a curated record
UCUCCGAAGCUUUUCCCAUUUUCCCGAAUCCAAUCUGGGGAAGAGCACGGGCCAAGGGGCCGUUCUUCUUUCGAAUUCUUGCAAGGGAAGGGAGGACAGCUGUUACUCUUGUUCGGGCAAAAGGCUAUUGCUGGUAUCGUAUUUUCAAGAAUUCCGGGAACACUACCACCACCACAUUUUCCUCCGCAUUCCCCACCACUUUCCUUUUCGGCGUAUAGGGGAUCCAUCAUCCGUGUUAUGCUACGAUUGAAACAAUCAACAGACUCUACUACUUCUCUGCAUCAAAGCGACAAUAACAAAGAAAGAGACAUCUUUGAUCUUGUUGUCCUCGAUGGAAGAAGACAAGAAGAAAAAGAAGAACAAGAAAAGAAAGAAUAAGCAGAAUAAAACAACUGCAGAUUCCGCUCCAGGUGAUGCUCCUGGACCAUUUUCCGUUUCUCCUUCUGCUCAACACAUUCCUGUUACUGAAUCUGCCAAGAUUAGUUCAGCUCUGGUUGACAACCCAGAUGCUCAAGAAGAUGAUACUGCAUCUGGAAUGACUUUGAACCCACAUGGUGUUAUCUUUGAAGAGAAAAUUCAAAUAUUACUACAAGAAAAAAAUGCAAUCUUACAAAAAGAGGCUACCCUGCUGGAGAAAAUUGAAGAAUUGCAAAACGAAAAGGCUGUACACGUGCAGAGAGAGGCUAGUCUUGAAGAGCAAAUUUUACAGUUACAAAAAGAAAAAGAUGCUUUCAUGCUAAAAGUGGAUGCUUUAGGACAAAAAAUUCAACAAAUGCAGAUGGAAAAGGAUGCUCACGUGCAGAAAGAGAGUGCUUUGGAGGCUGAAGUAGGACACCUGACAAGUGAGAAGGAAUCUUGGUAUCACAAAGAGGCUCACUUUGAAGAGAAAAUUAACCACCUUAUGGUUGAAGCUGCAACAUUGAGCUCGAAAAAGGUAAGCCUAGAGGAAUUUGUAAAACAAAUGGAGGAAGAGCGAGAUUCAUGGAUAUUGCAGGAGAAUUCAUCCAAGGAAGUAAUUGCCAAGCUAAAUGGUGAUAACACGCGACUAAAAUCUCAGGUGAUGGAGUUGGAAGAAUUAAGGAACGGUCUGUUACAAGAAAACCAUCUGUUGACGGAAAAUAUAUCCGGUCUGCAGUCACAGAUUCUGAGUUUAGAGCGGACUGCCAUUGUUUCUCAGUCAUCUAGUGAUAGCAAAAUGAUGAAUGAGUUGUACGUUGAAAUUGAUCGCAAUGGUCUGCAACAAGAAAUACCUUCAGCUGAAAUGCCAACAACUGUUCAUCUUGCUGAUAGUCCAGCUGUUGGGCCGCAUCUGAUGGUUGGAGCUAUUGAAGCACAAGAAAGUUGUCCUGCUAACGAUUCAAUGGACGAAGCCAAUGCCAAGAUGCUCGUGCCUGAUAAUGAAGUGCAGUCGCCAGAAAAUAACGUCAACAAUGAUGCGAGGGGCGAAGGAGAGUAUUUGGAUGACAAAAAAGAUAUGCUAGUUACGGAAUCCUCUGAAAUGACCAAGUCAGAUGAAAUUGUGCAAAUUCCAUUGGAUGAGAAUGAAAACAAAAAGACAGAUGUGGAGGCUACCAGUAAUGCUGAAAAGACUGUAGUACCGCUCUCAGAUGCUCCACUGAUCGGUGCUCCAUUCCGUUUAAUUUCUUUUGUCGCUAGAUAUGUUAGUGGUGCUGAUCUGGUGGAGAAGAACUCUGUAAAUUAGAUUUUGUAAGCGUCACUUGAUGGGAAGUAGAAAUACGAGGGAAGUUAUUAAGGACGGAGGGGGCGGGGGGACUAACCGUAGUUGUCGUGAGUAACAAAUUGGUCACUCAUUGGUUGGGAUGGAAAAGUGCUCAAUCAUUUCUUGAGAGCAAAUUGAUUGUGUUUUUUUUUUUUUUUCCUUCCAACCUCUGAAAAGAAGAUAGGAAGAGAUAUCUUGAGGGGAAAUUUUCUAGAUUGUAUUCUCGAAUUCAGAACACCUUGUUUGGUUAUAGAUAGUAGUGAUGGACAUACUUUGAUGUAACCAGGGAACACGCAGGGUUCUUCCCUUCCGUUGGGAUGUUAUUGAAGAACAUUUUGAAAUCA